AUGGUGGCCCCGAUCGCGGUGGCGUCGGCGGGGCUGGGGAUGUUGGCGGGGGUGGCCAUGGCCAACAGGUCCAUGCAGGAGGGGAGGCCCGCGGCGGCGGUGCGGUGGCCGCUGCUGCAGAAGCCGCGGUGCGCCACAUGCAGCGGGACGGGAAGGGUGGAGUGCCUGUGCUCCCGGUGGUCCGACGGGGACGGCUCAGGCUGCCGGACCUGCGCGGGCACCCGGAGGAUGCCUUGCCGGAGCUGCGGCGGGUCCGGGACCGGACGCCGGGCGCCCGUGCGGAUCGCCACCGCCUCCGCCACGCCACUCCGGCCACGGGCGAGCACGCGGUGA
Molecule: messenger RNA, 333 nt
Organism: Triticum turgidum subsp. durum (durum wheat)
Lineage: Eukaryota; Viridiplantae; Streptophyta; Magnoliopsida; Poales; Poaceae
Source: the annotation of a GenBank genome assembly